AUGGAAGGCGGUGGUGUCCAGAUCAUCUCCAGACGCAUGGUCAAGCCGGAGUAUGAGAAGAGCUCAGUGUUGCCGGAGCCUCAGACCGUCCACCUCACGCCAUGGGACCUGCGGCGCAUCACCGUGGGCUACAUCCAGGAAGGAGUCCUCCUACCCAAGCCUCCGGCCAGUUGCGUCCAACACCUCGCGUCGUCCUUCGCACGCGCCUUGGGCCGCUUCUACCCCCUUGCCUGCCGCUUCGCCGUCGCGCCAGCGGCCAGUGCCGGCGCUCCGAAGGGUCUGACGAUCUCGCUCUGCUGUGGGGACGAAGGUGCCAAAUCCGUCCAUGCCGUGGCGCCCGAGGUCGACGUAUCCGACAUCUCCGGCCCGCUCCGGGUCAUCCCGCGCGUUGUCUCCUCUUUCUUCCCUCUCAACGGGAUGCUUAGCACGGACGCGGCCGUUGACCCCAGCCGGCCGCUCCUGGCCGUCCAGGUCACUGAGCUCGCCGACGGCGUCUUCGUCGCCAUGUCGCUCAGCCACGCGGCCGCGGACGGCACGACGUUGUGGGACCUCUUCAACACAUGGUCGAAGAUGAUCCGAAGCGGCGACGACGGCAAUAGCAGAAACAUAUUCACAGCGGCGCCAUUGUCAUUCGAAAGGUGGUUCCACGACGGCUGCCCCGUGCCGAUCCCUCUGCCCUUUGCCAAGGUGCAGGGCAUGGCGAGGCGGUUUGAGUGCCCGCCGGUGCAGGAAUGCUCAUGCUCCAUCCAUUUCUCCCCGGAGAGCAUAAAGAAGCUCAAGGCCAAAGCGAAUGCCGAGAUGGCCGGCACGGCCACUGCCACCAUAUCGUCCUUGCAGGCCCUGCUAGCGGUGUGUCGAGCCCGGGGGCUAGCGCCGGACCGGGAGACGAGGUUCCUCCUCCCCGUCGGAUGCAGGACACGGGUGAAGGGCAUUCCACAAGGUUACGUGGGCAACGCGAUUGCAGGAGCAGCUGCUAGGCACACAGUCGGCGAGAUCCUGGGGAACGGCCGGCUGGGCUGGACGGCCUGGCUACUCAACCGUACCGUGGCUUCGGUCGACGAGGCGAUGGUGAGAGACGAGCUCGUGUCUUGGUCGAAAAACCCCAGCUUAAGAUACUCGCCUGACUUACGUGGAGAUCCUGCCAUUGUGAUAUUGAGCGGCUCGCCGCGGUUUGAUGUGUAUGGCAAUGACUUUGGCUGGGGCAGGCCGCUGGGCGUCCGGACUGGCCCGGGAAACAAGCUGGACGGGUUGAUCACGGUUUUUGAGGACGGCAGAGGGGCCAGGGGCAUGGAACUGGAGGUCUGCCUCGCUCCUCAUGUCCUCGCCAGGCUCGUCGCCAACCAAGAGCUGUUGAACCCAUCGGUGUCAAUGUCGUCACCGGAGAACUGGGGACUUCGUAUUUUUGCUGGUGUUGUGCACCGGUGGGGUUGUGUUCACGUGCACAAGGCAAUGCUAAUUAUGCAUGGUAGUUAG
This is a messenger RNA of Triticum dicoccoides, 1473 nucleotides long. RefSeq lists its product as uncharacterized. Bases 1 to 1473 code for a protein of 490 amino acids. The record is from RefSeq and is a predicted model, not a curated record. Lineage: Eukaryota; Viridiplantae; Streptophyta; Magnoliopsida; Poales; Poaceae. The transcript has 3 exons.